UCUAUUUUGAAUGUAAAUACGGUCCGCUGCAUUUCCUUCCUGAGAACAGGCCUGUCCGGGACAGAAUAGAAAAUAUGUCUUUUUAAGCCAAGAUGUUGUUGUAAGUUUUGGUUUUUCCAAGACGAGGUCUUGGGUCUACAAACAGCUUGUCAUGGUUGUUUUGCCUUUAUUACUCAUUCAUACAAAUGUCCUAAUUUGGUUAGCUAGCUUGAUAUUUUUGGCCUUCCUAACAGGCAUCUACAUUUAAUUCCAUUCAAGGAAACUAUCAUUGGGAUUUACCUUUUUUUGUUGUUGUUAAAAAUGGAUUUGGAAAACGUUACCAAAGAUGUCAGUCCAGUCACCAGUCGCUUGAUCAGAAAGCCGGAUAAAACCUCCGGGUUUUUCUCCAUGUCGGACAUGAUGAUGGCCUCGCCUUGUAUCAACAAGAAACUCUUCUCUCCUGGACCCACACAUGUCCUGUCUCCUGUCACUAAUCUGGCUCUCAACAUGGACAAUCUAGCUGGACUUGGGAGCCAACAAUGUGAUACUCCAAAGAGGAAACAACGCGCGCCUCUUGUGAAGAUUCCUUCCGUCGCCUCUGACUGCUCCUCUGAUGCAGGUGUUGGUAUGGAUUCCCCCAGUCCCAUGGACCCCAUCCAUGUUGAGGAGACGUUUGAGAAGACCGUUCUCCAGUCUGGAAGAGUUGUCAAUGAAAACAUGCCGAUCCGAAGAAUCAACUCCCUGCCACUGGAGCUGCUGGACUUCAGCCCGGCUCUGAAGGAUCCGGUCCCAGGGAGUCAGAUUCGGCACCGCUACGGGGCCUUUGGACGACUCGGUUCAGCCCGGGAUACUGCCACUUCCUCUGGGCACAGCGUUCACGGUGGACAGGGAAACGAGGAGAACCAGGAAAGCUUUGAGUUUAAGAAGCCCACCAAGCCCAUGUCACCCUGCCGUAUGAGGUCCUUCCAUAGUGAAGGAGGAGAGGAGAACAAGGACUUUGCCCCCUGGCCUAAGGACUUUGGCCCAGCGCUCAUGCUAUCUCCGUGCCAACGCUUCAGCUCAUCGGAUAACAGAAGACCCGUCUUCCCGAAUCGCUGCUCCCUCGACGACGACGACGACGACGGUUUCCUUGACGUUCUGGAUGACCGUGAGGAAGAGUGUGACAUGCCCACGGGGAUGUCCAGCCUGCUGACCGCUCCGCUUGUGAGGGACCGCGGCACGGCAGGAGACGACUCGCCGGUGGUUCGUUGUCGGCCUCGGGGUCUGUUCCGCUCGCCCUCCAUGCCCAGCCAGGUGGGCCGCACACCUCUGAAACGCUCCCAGGGCGAGAACACGCCGGUCAGAGUGAAGAGACGACGCAGCCUGGCGGAAACUCAUGGCACCACCGCGGACCAGGACCACUGCUCUCCCAGCAGGACGGUAUGUUCUGAGCGCCGCGUACAGCGCUCCAAAUCAUUCUGUAACCACACAGAGAUUGAGAAGCUGCUGGAUAAGGAGCUGAUUGGAGAUUUCACCAAACCCUUUGCCCUGUCUACCGUGGAGGGAAAAGACCAGGACCUCAAAUACAUCACUCCUGAGAUGAUGGUGUCCGCUCUGAGCGGCCAGCUGGAUCAUCUUGUCGAGAGGAUCGUGGUGAUUGACUGUCGCUACCCGUAUGAGUUUGAGGGGGGCCACAUCAAAGGAGCCCUGAACCUCCACCAGGAGGAGCAGGUGGAGGAGUACCUCUUACGAACCCCCAUCGCCCCCCUCUCCUCUGACCGCAGGGUCCUCCUCAUCUUCCACUGUGAGUUCUCCUUAGAGCGAGGGCCCGGGAUGUGUCGCUUCGUACGUAGGAGGGACAGGGCGAUGAACGAGUACGAGUACCCUAACCUGCACUACCCAGAAGUCUACGUCCUCAAGGGAGGCUACCAAGAGUUCUUCCAUCACUUCCGGAUGCAGUGUGAGCCCCAGGGGUACCGGCCCAUGCACCACCAGGACUUUAAAGAGGACCUGAGGAAGUUCAGACUGAAGAGCAGUACCUGGUCCGGGGAGCGCAGCAAGAGAGACCAGUACAGCAGACUGAAGAAGCUGUAACCCUACUGCCCCAUGUAACCCUACUGCCCCAUGUUACCCUACUGCCCCCCUUUAACCCUACUGCCCCCUGUUACCCUACUGCCCCCUGUAACCCUACUGC
Salmo salar (Atlantic salmon) is the source of this 2152-nucleotide messenger RNA. Its product is annotated as M-phase inducer phosphatase 1. The record is from RefSeq and is a predicted model, not a curated record. Gene Ontology annotation, cellular component: nucleus; cytoplasm. NCBI's taxonomy places the organism in Eukaryota, Metazoa, Chordata, Actinopteri, Salmoniformes, Salmonidae. Gene Ontology annotation, biological process: protein dephosphorylation; G2/M transition of mitotic cell cycle; positive regulation of G2/M transition of mitotic cell cycle. Gene Ontology annotation, molecular function: protein tyrosine phosphatase activity.